CCAUCUACCCCUCACAUCCUGUCUGCAGAUCAGGAAAGUGAUAGAGAGGCGCUCACUCUACUCUUCCUCCGGCCAUCCCUCUGCACAUUUCUCUCUGCACAGCAAAAGCAUUCUUUUAGAAAAGCACACUCACACAUCACAAAGCAAAGGACAAUCAGACAAAUAAACAGAGCCGCCAUCCAUCUCUGCGAUCUAGCAUGGCUACCAUCACCUGUACCCGAUUUACGGAGGAAUAUCAGCUCUUUGAGGAACUUGGAAAGGGAGCGUUUUCAGUGGUGCGCAGAUGUGUAAAAGUCCUCAUAGGGCAGGAGUAUGCUGCCAAGAUCAUCAACACCAAGAAGCUUUCUGCCAGGGAUCAUCAGAAGUUGGAUCGAGAGGCCAGGAUCUGCCGGUUAUUGAAACACCCCAAUAUAGUGCGCCUUCAUGACAGCAUCUCAGAAGAGGGCCACCAUUAUCUGAUAUUUGACUUAGUGACAGGUGGGGAGCUCUUUGAGGACAUAGUUGCCCGCGAGUACUACAGCGAAGCUGACGCAAGUCACUGUAUUCAGCAGAUCCUAGAGGCUGUCUUGCACUGUCACCAGAUGGGUGUUGUCCACAGAGACCUCAAGCCCGAAAAUCUCCUCCUCGCCUCAAAGUCCAAAGGAGCCGCAGUGAAGCUGGCCGACUUUGGCCUGGCUAUCGAAGUGGAGGGCGACCAGCAGGCGUGGUUUGGCUUUGCUGGGACACCUGGAUACCUGUCUCCUGAGGUCCUGAGGAAAGACCCGUAUGGCAAGGCUGUAGACCUGUGGGCAUGUGGUGUGAUAUUGUACAUCCUCCUCGUGGGCUACCCACCCUUCUGGGAUGAAGACCAACACCGGCUGUAUCAGCAGAUCAAAGCCGGCGCCUAUGAUUUCCCAUCACCCGAGUGGGAUACUGUAACCCCCGAAGCAAAGGACCUUAUUAACAAGAUGUUGACCAUCAACCCUGCCAAGCGCAUCACUGCCUCUGAGGCCCUCAAACAUCCGUGGAUCUCGCACCGCUCUACCGUGGCCUCCUGCAUGCACAGACAGGAGACCGUGGAAUGCCUGAAGAAGUUCAACGCUCGCCGGAAGCUGAAGGGUGCAAUUCUCACCACGAUGUUGGCUACCCGCAACUUUUCAGGAGGCAAGACCGGCGCUGGCAAGAAGACGGAUGGCGUGAAGAAAAGGAAGUCCAGUUCCAGUGUCCAGCUGAUGGAAUCAUCAGAAAGCACUAACACCACCAUUGAGGACGAGGACACUCGAGUGAGGAAACAGGAGAUCAUCAAGGUGACGGAGCAGCUCAUCGAAGCCAUCAGCAAUGGGGACUUUGAGAGCUACACGAAGAUGUGCGAUCCCAGUGUUACCGCGUUCGAGCCAGAGGCUCUGGGAAACCUGGUGGAGGGCCUGGACUUCCAUCGCUUCUACUUUGAGAACUUGUGGUCUAAGAACAGCAAGCCUGUGCACACCACCAUCCUCAACCCGCACAUCCACCUGAUCGGGGAGGAGGCCGCCUGCAUCGCCUACAUCCGCAUCACCCAGUACAUCGAUACCAACGGCAUGCCGCGCACUGCCCAGUCGGAGGAAACGCGCAUCUGGCACCGCCGGGACGGCAAAUGGCAGAUCGUCCACUUCCACCGCUCAGGGGCACCCUCCGCCAUCACCAAGUAAGCAAACGAGCCUCUCUGUGGGAGGGCCUGAAUGAGCCAUGACUCAUGACGCUGCUGAUUUGCUGGCUGUGUGUGUGGACCCCUGAAGAGAGGAGCCCACCUCACGAGAGACAAGCCUGCCCCCCCCCCCCCCCCCCCAACCCUCCCUCCAUUCCUCCAUUCCUCCAUCCGUCCACGCAUUGCAUCCCUCCUGUCUGGCACUCGUUUACACAUGCUACCACUCCAGCUCAGUUCAGCUCGCACAGUGCACCCCCCAUCUGUCUGCGUCUAGCUGUCUCAGUGACAAGUAUGUCUUUUUUUUUAUUUUACUUUUGUUUUUCACGGUAGAGAUUUCAUGAGGUGAAAUGUACUAGACAAGCUUUUUCUAUCUGUACGACAAGCUUUUUGAACGGAACGGCUGAGUUGCCAGUUGGGGUCUUUCGGAGAGCUGAAUUUAAAAUGCUGUCUUCUGAAUGCAGGAACAUGGUGCAACAUUUUGUUACUUAAAGCAAAUAACUGCUCAGCAUGGAAAAAAAAAACUUUGAUAUUAUCAGUAGUAUUACUGCCAGUACAGCUUUCUUCACAUUAAAUAUCUUAUAAGUAUCCAGUGAAAUUAAACAAAAAAUUUAAAUGAAUGUAUUUUUUGAAUUUUACUAUAAAGUUGUUUUAUACUAUAGCAAAUCCCUAAUAAGCUAAUACAGUAUUUCUUAGAGGAAUUUCCACUGACACAAAACCUGAUAUGACCUACAUGUGGGCAAUUCCACGCAAAACUGUCACGUCCAUAACGCCAACUAAAUGCCAUGGUAUUUGUAUGAUGCGAAUGAUUAUGUGAAAGUUUUUCAUGUAAGUUCUACAACCAAGAAGAAUGAAUGCUCAAAUUUCAAGUAAUCAUCAUUCACAUCAUACCAUACCAUACCAUGGCAUUGUGUUGGCGUUAUGGACGUGACCGUUUUGGUGGAAUUGCCUGUGUACAACCACAUUAUUUAUCCUUGGGUCACAGCCACUGUAUUAUCAGACGGUCAGAACAGCCUUA
Alosa sapidissima (American shad) is the source of this 2678-nucleotide messenger RNA. It is a transcript of the gene camk2a, whose product is annotated as calcium/calmodulin-dependent protein kinase II alpha. The record is from RefSeq and is a predicted model, not a curated record. Gene Ontology annotation, molecular function: ATP binding; calcium/calmodulin-dependent protein kinase activity; calmodulin binding. The coding region runs from base 198 to 1667 and encodes 489 amino acids. Gene Ontology annotation, cellular component: neuron projection; cytoplasm. Gene Ontology annotation, biological process: protein phosphorylation. The transcript is spliced from 19 exons. Lineage: Eukaryota; Metazoa; Chordata; Actinopteri; Clupeiformes; Clupeidae.